Messenger RNA from Uranotaenia lowii, 639 nucleotides. Its product is annotated as lactose-binding lectin l-2-like. Lineage: Eukaryota; Metazoa; Arthropoda; Insecta; Diptera; Culicidae. The transcript has 2 exons. The record is from RefSeq and is a predicted model, not a curated record. The coding region runs from base 1 to 639 and encodes 212 amino acids.
AUGCAAUCUAAAGUGUGCAUCUUUCUGCUUUCUGCCCUUAUAUCAGGUGUGGUAUCAGUCACACAAAACGGUAACUUAAGCUUCAAUCGAGCCGGCAAUCCGUACAAGGAUAUGAAAGUUGUACUCCCCUUCUGGGAAGCUUGGCGUCAUUGUGAAAAACACGGGCUGCAGUUACCUUCAAUUACUUCGGAAGAAGACGCCAAUCAGUUCCUGCUGGCUAUUUCAGCGGAUAUAGAUGGACCAUGGUGGAUCGGGGGAGUCGAUCUUGGUGAGAAACCAGGAUCAUUUGUAUGGAUCCAUAAUGUGCAACCUGUAGAAAAUCCGAACGGAUACACAAAUUGGGGCCCGGGAGAACCCAACAAUGGAGGUGGUAUCGAACGCUGUCUUAUGUUUCAUCCAUGGUAUCUGCCCGGAAAAAUCGAGCCAAGUCAUAAACCCGUACGUGGACAUGAAAACUUGCUGAGCUUUUGGGCUGCUUGGCGUUACUGCGAAAGCCAGGGAAUUCCGAUGCCACAAAUCACCUCGGAUACCGAUUUCAACAACUACCGGCUUGCGACUUCCGCUGACAUGAACGGAAACUGUGGACCGGAGGAAUCGAUCUGGGAUCAACGGGAUCGUUCGUGUGGAUCAUCAACGUGA